AUCAAUCUAGCGUUGGUCGCUAGGACAAUUAUUUAGUUACUUGCCUUUAGUAAACUGUCAUACAAAAAGUAAAUGUGAAAACGCUAAACCUUUUAUAGAUAUGCAGCAUAAUCAUUUGUAACCUAUAUAUCCUUACAUGUAACGUAACAGCAAUUUCCCAAAAUGUUUAUUUAACCAUCCGCAACGAAAUUUUUUUUUUCUAUUUUAGAAAGCAAAAAGAAAAAAAUUCAAGAGAAAGAUAAUAUGGCCCAAAAAAAGAUUAACUUAAUCCGAGAAAAAGCUAGAAUAAUCGGUGAAAAGAAUAUCAUAAUCCAGGAAAAGAAUAGCAUUAUCCAAGAAAAGGUCAACCUAAUCCGAGAAAUUGUUAACAUAGCCCGAGAAAAAACUAACAUAGUUCGAGAAAAAGUUAACAUGGUCCAAGAAAAGACCAAAAUUGUCCGAGAAAAAGGUAACAUAGCCCGGGAAAAGGAUAAAAUAGUCGACAAUGACAACAUCUUUGAUAGCAUUAUCCAUGAAAAAACAAGAGAAGGAUAUCAUACUCCAAGAGAAGAAUGUCAUGAUUCAUGAGAAGGAUUCCAUGAUCCAGGAGAAGUAUAAUAUGAUCCACGAGAAGGAUACCAUUGCCUACGAGAAGGAUGUUAUUAUUCAAGUAAAGGAUAAAGAAAUUCAGAAAGUUUAAAGAAAAAUAUAAUAAAAUCAAUAAAAAGUUUCACAAAAAGGACAACUCGAUUCAAGAAAUAAGCCUAAUAUUUAAAACAAAGAUUUCUAAAUACCAAUA
Molecule: messenger RNA, 778 nt
Organism: Rhizophagus irregularis DAOM 181602=DAOM 197198
Lineage: Eukaryota; Fungi; Glomeromycota; Glomeromycetes; Glomerales; Glomeraceae
Source: RefSeq, a predicted model, not a curated record